Babesia ovata is the source of this 393-nucleotide messenger RNA. Its product is annotated as restriction endonuclease, putative. The record is from RefSeq and is a predicted model, not a curated record. The transcript has a single exon. NCBI's taxonomy places the organism in Eukaryota, Apicomplexa, Aconoidasida, Piroplasmida, Babesiidae. Bases 1 to 393 code for a protein of 130 amino acids.
AUGCAAAUCCCUCCACUUGCCGCCAGUCUUGCACUGCUCCGCCAGCCUGGUGAAGGCGUCGUGCAGUGUGGGCAGCACUGUGAGAAAGACCUUGGCGUACUUGUCGGCGUCAGCCUCCCGGCACUCCGCGCCCGAGUAGCGAGAGACGUACGCACCGCCGAACUCCCCGACGAAGGCACUGAGUCCCCUGCUCACGGAGUCCAGCGUGGGAGUGGAGGGCUUCUGGAAGCCCUGCGGCCUCAGCUGUGUGAGCGCGUCGGUGAGGUUGUGGAGCAGGCCUCGCAGCCUGUCGUCGAAGCCCUGCGUCACGCAGAGGUAAUUGAGCAGGGCGUUGACAUCGCUGUGCACGGCGUCCCACUCGGCGGCGUAGGGCUCUUCCGACUUCGGCAGUGA